Molecule: messenger RNA, 3182 nt
Organism: Monomorium pharaonis (pharaoh ant)
Lineage: Eukaryota; Metazoa; Arthropoda; Insecta; Hymenoptera; Formicidae
Gene: pkaap
Product: A-kinase anchor protein 10, mitochondrial
Exons: 10
Coding region: 446-2191 (581 amino acids)
Biological process (GO): intracellular protein localization
Cellular component (GO): plasma membrane
Molecular function (GO): protein kinase A binding
Source: RefSeq, a predicted model, not a curated record
CCGAGUUAUCUACUCAUUUCAUUUUAAGUGCAGAAAGCAUAUCGCAGUACGGAGAGCAGACCUCGCGAGGUGCAGACGGUUCUGUGAAUCUCUCUCGUUGCUGCACCUGUGCGCACCUGUCGCGAGCGUAUGUCGUAAUAGGCGACGAUGCAAACAACAGUAAUCUGUCACGGCUCGCACGCCCGAUAAUGACGCCGAGGCGAAAUGUCGCGCGCUACCGCGGGCGCGCGUAGCGGCACCGGGUGCGGAGCAUCGUCGUCGUCGUCAAGCGAGACCGGAGUGCGGAGUUUCGGCCGCGCGGAUUCCGGAUUCCACGCGACGCAGGCGACUUGACAUCUCGGCGCGGCGCACUCGCGCAGCGGCGCAUCAUCCGUUGUUGUUUACCUUUCGUUGGCGACCCUCGCGUCAUCGGCGACCCUUAUCAUGCUACGCGCUGACACGAACGAUGCUCCAAUUUUUUAAGAAGAUUGGACAUAAGGAUAAGUCCGGAUUAUCAGAAACCUCACUUGCAAAAUCGACGACGAGCUGGGGAAGCUUUCCGGCAGAUGCAUUCAACAGUGGCCUACCGUCAAUUCAGACACCCUCGGGUGUACUGUACAACCUCGAGGAGAAAGAGGAGGAGGAAAUUCUCAAUAAUGACAACGAGGAGGCGUGUGCUUCUUUCAGCUCUCGGUUGUCCAAGGCUCUGCCAGAGGUGCUCAAAGACAAGAGUGCCCUUGGUUACUUUAUUCAGUUUAUGGACAGGAGAAAACACGUAGCCCUCAUCAAGUUCUGGCUGGAGGUAGAAUGCCUGUGUAGCGCAUCCGGGAUACCCGAGGAUGCACAAAGAGUCAGACAGUCGAAUCAAAAGGAGAUACUGGAUGCUUUGCCUGCUUCCUUAGAUGAUAACGAGAAUUUUAACUGUGACAGCAUGCUCGCCAGCUGCGACGUAGAUACUCAGACCCAGAGCAGUGAGAUACCGUCAUUUGAUGAGAGAGCAAGCGACGCAAUGUCCAAUGGUAUGCCAAAGACUAGUCAUCAGGUGGUAAGCGAGACACGACAAUCAAACCACGAUUGUGGAAGUAGAAGACAGAGUAACAACGUGACGACGACGAUUAGACAGGACGCACUGAGAAUUUACAGGAAGUAUAUUCUCAAGGAGGCCCUGGGUAUAAAUCAAAUAUCGGAGGAGUUAAAACUAGAUAUGGAGAAGGCCAUUGUUCAGGAAAACAUUGAGCCUAUAUUACAGUGCCUAUCUGCUGUUCAAAGCAUAGUAUACGAUAUAUUAGAGAACGAGUAUAUUAACGAUUUUUUACGAAGCGAAUUUCACUGUAAGCAUCAAAUUGACGUACUCACCAGUGGUAAUGUACAAUUAACAGAUAUAUUGUACAACGAGACAGCAUUCUUUUACUUCAUGGAGUUUAUGGAGCUCGAGAAUAAACGAGAGUUAUUGGACUUUUGGAUGUCGGCUAUAAGUUACAAGCAAAAUCUUCUGGAGAAGAAGGGAGCUGCAAAUCCCGAAGAAGCGCAAUCUGAUGCCGUUAUUAUAUAUGAAAAAUAUUUUAGCUUACAAGCGACCAUGCCUCUUGGGUUUAGUGACAAGAUUCGUUUUCACGUGGAACAGAAUAUUUGCCGCGAAGACGAAGGUGGCCCGCAGCCCGAUUGUUUCGACAAACCCAGUAAAAUUAUAUAUAAUUUUCUCAACAAGCAUUAUCUCCCGGCGUUCUUAUCAUCGCAGCUGUAUUAUAAAUACUUAUCGGAGCUAAUCAGCACGAUUCAAACCAGUCCAUGUCCAAGUUUACAUUCCAAGAUAAGAAGGACAGGUUCAGAUUGCAGCAGCGAAGUAAGUUCUGUGUGCACUAGUAUGCCAAGUAUUUCUCAAAUAGGGAAUAAUAACAGCAGAAUAUCCGAUAAAAAAACUAUUAACAGUCACUUGAAUAUUGACACCAGGCAGCUUUACGAUCCAGAUUCCUUGUGGCGACGUAAUAAAUACAGUUUAAGCAUUGGUUACGUUGACAAUUUAGGUAGAUUUAUUACUGAGAUAGAACCAGAUCCUCAUAGAAAAUACGAAUCUCGCCUAGCUCGUGUUGUAAAACGAUUUGUAAAUAUAGAGCAAGAUAAGGCUAAAGAGGAGUUAGCAUGGAGAAUCGCUGAAAUGAUUAUUCGUGAAAUCACAUCCUUAACGCUUGGAGCUUCGAAUCUUCCUUCUUGAUGGCGCAAACUUGACGUAACGAUUCUGAAGCUUGAAUUUUCCUUAAGUAUGAGAUUUUGUGUAUUUGUGUAAGUAAAGUGCUUUGUUUUUUUUAUUUUAAACAUUACUGCUGCAAUAGUGCUGCAAAACUUUGCCAAAGUGCCAAACAAAAAAUUCCAAUUUAAUUUAUAUGACAUCUUAAACAAAAAGUACCCUAAUCGGGAGGGAAAAAUAUCUUGUACGUUCAGUGUUUUACACUUUUGUAGUUUGGCAUAACAAUGAAACAGACUUGAAUUUGCUAAUUAACGAUUUAAUCCCAAUUUAUAAUUAAAAUGUAAAUAACUUUAUUAGAAAUUGACAUAUAUUUUAGUAUUUUUACAAUCCAUUGCGUAAAGUAAUUUAUAAAGAUCUUAUAAGCAGCAAUUUAUAAUUUUUUUAUAACUAUUAAAAGAUCUUCCUAUUCUGUUAAUUUAUUAUGAAAUACUCAAUGAGCAGAGAACAAUAAUUUAAUGAAUAUGCAAUCCUUUCAUCAGUCAUCAUUGUGACAGCAGAAGCAAGAAAAUCAAUGCAAAUGAGUUUCUUAUUGUUUACAUAUACAUAUAUGAAUAAUAAUUAAAUCGAAAUUUGCGAAAAAAUACUCGUUUAAUUUAAAAUAUAUUCAUUUUUAACAUAUUUAGAAUAUAUUCAUUUUUUUGUUUUCGAAUCUUAACAGUCAAUUUUAAAUUAUUUUCAUAUACAUGAAAAUUUAAUAUCAUUUGCAUUUUUUUCGCUUUUGAUAAGAUAACUAAUGCAGAUAUUGAUGAAUUCUUAAAAUAUAAGAUUUUGUACUUUUUUCAUUGCCAAUUUAUACACGAUGAUACAGAUGUUAAAAUAGGUAAUAUGAUGUACAUAUGAUGAUGCAUGUGUGACCGCCGUUGAUCGUGAUAUUAUGAUAUAGAGAAAAAUAUAUUUUAACAGUAUUUAGAGCGUAUAAUACGUAAUAUUUAAGUACAAAAUGUUAUCAAUAACGAAA